Molecule: messenger RNA, 387 nt
Organism: Lactuca saligna
Lineage: Eukaryota; Viridiplantae; Streptophyta; Magnoliopsida; Asterales; Asteraceae
Source: the annotation of a GenBank genome assembly
AUGACAAAUUUUGUGUCCAGAAAUAAAGCUGCUCAGAUGCAUGGCAGAGAUGGUGGGGAGAUGUCUACUCGUGACUUGCAAAAGAUGGUUCAAGCAUUGCCACAAUAUAAUGAACAAAUGGACAAACUAUCCCUCCAUGUUGAUCUUGCUGGAAAGAUUAAUGGUAUUAUCAUGGAGAUGGGGCUUAGAGACGUGGGGAAAUUAGAGCAAGACCUUGUCUUUGGAGAUGCAGGAACAAAAGAUAUCAUUAAGUUUCUCAAAGAACAAGAUGCAACAGAUGAACAAAAGAUCCGAUUAUUAAUGAUAUAUGUAGCAACUCAUCCCGAGAAAUUUGAGACUGAUAAACUUGCAAAGAUAUUGGAGCAAAUUUGCUUCCUGAAGAUAUGA